This is a messenger RNA of Lathyrus oleraceus (garden pea), 533 nucleotides long. RefSeq lists its product as uncharacterized. Bases 83 to 463 code for a protein of 126 amino acids. The transcript has a single exon. The record is from RefSeq and is a predicted model, not a curated record. NCBI's taxonomy places the organism in Eukaryota, Viridiplantae, Streptophyta, Magnoliopsida, Fabales, Fabaceae.
UCAGCUAAGGAACCUUAAAACCUUAACCAUCCAUAUCACUUCCCUUUAUAUAUUCUUAUACCUUGCUUAUUAUUUCUGUAUUAUGCUUGCGAUGGCAACAGCGGCAUUUUCUUCACUUCUACAGCCAGAGAAACAACAAACGAGUUCAGGAGAAGCUAUUCCAACUCCAAGCAGCUCUAGUGCUUGGCAAUCAUCAGGAUCUAUUGGUCCAUUUUUUGCUGUGAUCGUUAUUCUUACGAUUCUUGCUGUGCUCUCUUGCUACUUGAGUCGCAUGUGUAGGCGGAGGGAACUUACUCCAUUGGAGAGUAUCAAAGGUAGAGGCUGUUUUGGAUGGGUGAAACGUCGGUGUCGAAAUUGUAUGGCUAGAGAUCUUGAAGUUGGAGGCGUUGGAGCUAAGGUUAUGGUUUGUGAUCAAGAAGAGGAAAUCGAUUCUAAGGUUAAAGAUAUUGAUGUUCAAAUUUAAUUAGUUGAUGCCAUAUACAUAGUAUGUUGUUAUUAUAAAUAAUAUUAUAAAUUUUAAAAUUGUUGGUGAA